UAUGGGAUGUCUGGCCCCUGAUCUCUUUGUGUGUAUGCAAGGGGUGUUAGUGAGUGAGCGAGACGGCGACGUCGUAUGAUAUGCCGGACCAUAUCCAACAUUAGAAUACUGCUUAAUGGAUAAGAAAACCACUUAGGCUUUCGUACAACUAUAACAGUAAUACGACAAAUUUCAGUGUGUAAAGAGUUAAUUACAGAAUAACGUAAUCCUACAUUUUCGAAAACAACGGGAUCAUUCAAGUUCUACGCAAGAUUGGGUGAAAGCCGAGGUGAAAAACUACUUAAAGUAUAUUGGCCCACAUUGUGAAGUGAAAAUUCACAUUCAUAAUGUCGGGGAGUGAAGACGACAGAGAUGAUUUUGGACAUACGGAAGACCGAAGCAUGAUUCAAGAUGAGGAGGAGCUGGAGGAGGAUAUAUCAGAGGGCGAAGCCCCCAAGGUGAAGAAGAAGAAGAAAGCCAAGAAGAGCAAAGAGAGCAAGAGCAGCAAGAGGAACCGACAGCGACGCGAGGACGUGCAGGUUAGCUCCCCAGAGCCCAUGGAACAGCCAGAGGUUGGGGAGCCCGAAGAGGAGGCCGUGGGUGUCGCCCGCUCGGAUAGCGAGGGCAGCGACUACACGCCUGGCCGCAAGAAGAAGAAGCGUGCUAGUUCCGCCAAAGAAAAAAAGAGGAGCAGUGGCUCCGUGGAGCGCAGCGGAGGGUCUUCAAGUGCCAAGAGGAAAGAGCCUGAGGAAGAGGAGGAGGAGGAUGAUGACGAUAAUUCAGAGCCUAAGACCUCAUCCCAACUUCUGGAUGACUGGGGCAUGGAGGAUAUUGACCACGUCUUCAGUGAAGAGGACUACCGAUCUCUCACUAAUUACAAGGCCUUCAGCCAGUUUGUCAGGCCCCUGAUAGCAGCGAAGAACCCCAAGAUCGCUGUGUCAAAGAUGAUGAUGGUGCUGGGUGCCAAGUGGCGUGAGUUCAGCACCAACAACCCCCUGCGAGGCUCAGCCACAGCCACCGCCGCGCUGGCAGCCGCUAAUGUGGCUGCCGCCGUGGAGAGCAUGGUGGCUGAAGUGCCAGUAGCCACACCUGCACCCCCACCCCCCCCUGAACCACUGCCCCCUCCAGCCCCACCACUCCGCAAAGCAAAGACAAAGGAGGGGAAAGGGCCCAAUGCUCGCAAGAAGUCCAAGCCAGCCCCCAAACCUCAAGAGAAGAAGAAUGUGAAGGCCAAGAAGGUAGCUCCACUGAAGAUCAAGCUGGGAGGCUUCAAUAGCAAGAGGAAACGCUCCUCUAGCGAAGAGGACGAUGUGGAGGUGGACAGUGACUUUGAUGACGGCAGCAUGAACAGCGUGUCCGUGUCGGACAGCUCGAACAGCCGCAGCAGCCGCUCCAAGAAGAAGCCCAAGCCCAUCGCCAAGAAGAAGAAGAAGGUGGAGGAAGAUGGUGAUGGCUACGAGACAGAUCACCAAGACUACUGUGAGGUGUGCCAGCAGGGCGGCGAGAUCAUCCUCUGCGACACGUGCCCCAGAGCGUACCACAUGGUGUGCCUGGACCCCGACAUGGAGAAAGCCCCCGAGGGCACCUGGAGCUGCCCGCACUGCGAGAAGGAGGGCAUCCAGUGGGAGGCACGUGAAGAGGUCUCGGAGGCCGAAGAGGAGCCUGAACCCGUCGGUGAAGCCGAGGAGGACGACCACCACAUGGAGUACUGCCGAGUGUGCAAGGAUGGUGGCGAGCUACUGUGCUGCGACUCCUGCCCCUCGUCCUACCACAUCCACUGCCUCAACCCGCCCCUGCCCGAGAUCCCCAAUGGAGAAUGGAUCUGCCCACGCUGCUUGUGUCCAGCCUUGAAGGGUAAGGUGCAGAAGAUCCUGACGUGGCGCUGGGGAGAUCCUCCAGCUCCUACCCCUGUGCCCCGCCCUCCUGACCUCCCUGCUGACCAACCAGACCCCUCCCCAUUGGCUGGCCGCCCAGAGAGAGAGUUCUUUGCCAAGUGGCACAACAUGUCCUAUUGGCAUUGCUCCUGGGUGUCUGAACUACAGUUGGAGCUGCACUGUCAGGUGAUGUUCCGCAACUACCAGCGCAAGAACGACAUGGACGAGCCCCCUCCCAUUGACUUUGGUGUCGAGGGUGAAGAGGAGAAGAGCGACAAACGUAAGAUCAAAGACCCCGUCUAUGCUAAGAUGGAGGAGAAAUACUACCGUUACGGCAUCAAGAUGGAGUGGAUGAUGAUCCACCGUAUUCUCAACCACAGUGUGGAUAAAAAGAACAACGUGCACUACCUGAUUAAGUGGAAAGACCUGGCCUAUGACCAAGCCACCUGGGAGGCUGAAGACAUGGAUGUCCCUGAGUUUGACCCUUUCAAACUGCAUUACUGGCACCACAGGGAGCUAAUGAUGGGAGAUGAAGGAAGGCCUAGCAAGAAGCUGAAGGUUAAGGGCAAACUGAAGAGGCUCGACAGACCUCCUGAGAACCCAGUGGUGGAUCCCACCAUCAAGUUUGAGCGCCAGCCGGACUACCUGGACUCCACAGGGGGCAACCUGCAUCCGUAUCAGCUGGAGGGUCUCAACUGGCUGCGCUUCUCCUGGGCACAGGGCACCGACACCAUCCUGGCCGAUGAGAUGGGUCUGGGCAAGACUGUGCAGACCGCUGUGUUCCUCUACUCACUCUAUAAGGAGGGUCACUCUAAGGGGCCGUUCCUGGUAAGCGCCCCCCUGUCCACCAUCAUCAAUUGGGAGCGAGAGUUUGAACUGUGGGCCCCCGACAUGUACGUGGUCACCUACGUGGGCGAUAAAGACAGCAGGGCUGUCAUCCGUGAGAACGAGUUUACCUUCGAGGACAAUGCAAUCCGCGGUGGCAAGAAGGCUUCUCGGAUGAAGAAAGAUUCACAGGUGAAGUUCCACGUGCUGCUGACGUCGUACGAGCUGAUCACUAUCGACAUGGCUAUCCUGGGCUCCAUCGAGUGGGCCUGCCUGGUAGUGGACGAAGCCCACAGGCUGAAGAACAACCAGUCAAAGUUUUUCAGGAUUCUGAAUAACUACCCUCUCCAACACAAGCUGCUGUUGACCGGAACACCUCUGCAGAACAACCUGGAAGAGCUCUUCCAUCUGCUUAACUUCCUCACGCCUGAGAGAUUCUGUAACCUUGAGGGCUUCUUGGAAGAGUUUGCCGACAUUGCCAAGGAAGACCAGAUCAAGAAGCUGCACGACAUGCUGGGUCCGCACAUGUUGCGUAGGCUGAAGGCCGAUGUCUUCAAACACAUGCCCUCAAAGACUGAGCUCAUCGUCAGAGUUGAGCUGAGCACCUUGCAAAAGAAAUACUACAAGUUCAUCCUGACUCGCAACUUUGAGGCCUUGAACACCCGUGGAGGAGGUAACCAGGUGUCUUUGCUCAACGUGGUGAUGGACCUCAAGAAAUGCUGCAACCACCCUUACCUGUUCCCUGCAGCUGCCAUGGAAGCUGCAAAGAUGCCCAAUGGCAUGUACGAAGGCAAUGCCUUGACCAAAGCUGCUGGAAAGCUGUUCCUGCUGCAAAAGAUGCUUAGGAAACUCAAAGACGGUGGACACAGAGUGCUUAUUUUCUCUCAGAUGACCAAAAUGUUGGACCUGCUGGAAGACUUCCUGGAACAUGAAGGUUACAAGUACGAGCGUAUCGACGGAAGCAUCACUGGAGGCAUGAGGCAAGAAGCCAUCGACCGCUUCAAUUCUCCGGGUGCUGUGCAGUUUGCCUUCCUGCUGUCCACCAGGGCUGGUGGUCUUGGAAUCAACCUGGCCACAGCCGACACGGUCGUCAUCUACGAUUCCGACUGGAACCCUCACAAUGACAUCCAGGCCUUCAGCAGAGCUCACCGAAUCGGCCAGAACAGGAAGGUGAUGAUCUACCGUUUCGUCACUAAGGCUUCCGUGGAGGAACGAAUCACUCAGGUGGCAAAGAAGAAGAUGAUGUUGACCCAUCUGGUGGUGCGUCCAGGUCUUGGCUCCAAGACUGGCUCCAUGUCCAAGCAGGAACUGGACGACAUUCUGAAGUUCGGAACGGAGGAACUUUUCAAGGAUGAAUUACAUGGUAUUACAGGAGAGAGCAAAGAAGACGACAGCAGUGUUAUCCACUAUGAUGACAAGGCCGUUGACCGGUUGCUGGACCGUAAUCAGGACGGGAUAGAUGACGCCCCAGAACUGGCGAGCAUGAACGAGUACCUGAGCUCCUUCAAGGUGGCCCAGUAUGUGGUGAAGGACGAGGAAGAGGAGGAGGAGGAGGUGCAGCGUGAGAUUAUUAAGCAGGAGGAGAGCGUGGACCCAGACUACUGGGAGAAAUUGCUCCGCCAUCACUACGAGCAGCAGCAAGAGGACCUGGCCCGCAAUCUGGGCAAAGGCAAACGUAUCCGCAAGCAAGUCAACUACAACGAUGGCUCCCAGGAGGACCGAGGUAGUAGACGGGAUUGGCAGGAUGACCAGUCUGACAACCAGUCCGAUUACUCAGUGGCUUCUGAAGAGGGUGAUGAAGACUUUGAUGAGCGUAUUGAAGUUAACUCUCGACGACCCAACAGGAAAGGCCUGAGGAAUGACAAAGACAAGCCACUGCCCCCUCUGCUGGCCAGAGUGGGAGGAAACAUUGAGGUGCUUGGGUUCAAUGCCAGGCAAAGGAAGGCUUUCUUGAAUGCAGUGAUGCGUUACGGGAUGCCGCCCCAGGAUGCCUUCACCACCCAAUGGUUGGUCAGGGACCUACGAGGGAAGUCUGAGAAGGAGUUCAAGGCAUACGUGUCGCUCUUCAUGAGGCACUUGUGUGAGCCCGGGGCUGAUGGCGCAGAGACCUUUGCCGAUGGUGUUCCUCGGGAAGGGUUGUCACGGCAACACGUUCUUACACGUAUAGGUGUGAUGUCACUGAUCCGUAAGAAGGUUCAGGAGUUUGAGGAGGUGAAUGGCCAGUGGUCCAUGCCCUGGAUGAUGGAACUGGAAGAGAGCAAGAAGGCAGCUGCUGCUGCUGCCGCUGCCCAGCCAGAGUCCCCAGGCAAGACCCCCUCCACCGGAACCCCGGCAGACACUCAGCCCAACACCCCUGCCCCAGAGGAUGCAUCAAAGACUGAGGAUGCAAACAAGGAUGCUGACAAAGAAAAGGAGCUGAAGAAGGAUGAAGUAGAAAAGAACGGAAAAGAGGCCAAGGCAGAGGAAUCGGAGGUUAUUGCCAUCCCUGACGAUGAGGAGAAGCCUUCAGCUGAACAGAAGGCCAAAGAGCCCGAGAAGAAAGAGGCUGAAGGCACCACAGAAACGGAGAAAGCUGGCAAAGAAGAAGAGGACAAGGACAAUGACAAAGAGAAGGACAAGGAUAAGGACAAGGACAAGGAUAAGGAUAAGGAUAAGGACAAGGAUAAGGACAACGACAACGACAAAGACAAAGAGAAGGAGAAGGAGAAAGAGAAAGAGAAGGAGAAGGAGGGAGAGAAAGUAGAGAAGAGCGGAGAGGCUGCUGAAGAAAAGGCAGCAGCGGACAGCAAGCCAGAGGGGUCAAAUGGCAAAACAGAUGAUGCUGAAGUUAAAGCUGAAGACAAAAAGGAAGACAAGCCUGAAAAGAUGGACACCACUCCUGCAGCUGACAAGAAAGAUGGAAAGGAGGAGAAGGAGGUUGUCAAGACGGAAGAGCCGGCCAAACUGCAGAACGGCGACACCUCCAAGGAGGUAGCUCUUCCAGGGGCCAGCGAGGAGAAGAAGAAGGCCAAGACCCGCUUCAUGUUCAACAUCGCAGACGGAGGCUUCACAGAACUACAUUCCUUGUGGCAGAAUGAAGAGCGGGCUGCCACCGUUACGAAGAAGACCAAUGAGAUCUGGCAUCGUCGUCAUGACUACUGGCUCCUGGCCGGGAUCAUUCAACAUGGCUAUGCCCGCUGGCAGGAUAUCCAGAAUGACGUGAGAUUCGCCAUCCUCAACGAGCCCUUCAAGGGCGAGAUGAACCGCGGCAACUUCUUGGAGAUCAAGAACAAGUUCUUGGCCAGGAGGUUUAAGCUGCUGGAACAGGCUCUGGUGAUUGAAGAGCAGCUGCGCCGGGCAGCCUACCUGAACAUGACCGAGGACCCGUCCCACCCCAGCAUGGCCCUCAACACGCGCUUCAGUGAGGUGGAGUGCUUAGCCGAGUCCCACCAGCACCUCAGCAAAGAGUCCAUGUCCGGGAACAAGCCGGCCAACGCCGUCCUGCACAAAGUGCUGAAACAGUUGGAGGAGCUGCUUAGUGACAUGAAGGCAGAUGUCACCCGUCUCCCAGCAACCAUCGCCCGGAUACCUCCUGUCGCUGUCAGACUGCAGAUGUCCGAGAGGAACAUUCUCAGCCGCCUGGCUAGCAGGGGCCCGGACACACAGUCACAGCAGGUAUCACAACAGUAGCCUGUAAGGCUCACCCUUGACCUCCCCUGCCACCAAGCACCGCCCACCACCUCAACAUUCCUGAUUGGCACCUCAGAGGACAUCUCGCCUUAGCUUGAAGCCACACCCCUUUACCUAUAUAUGGACAUGAAGCGUUUCUAUUGGCUUUAAACCAGAAGGCUGAGGAAACUUAGCUAUUUUAUUUUUUUGUUUUGUUUCUUUUUUUUCUUUAUUAAUAUUAUUGAUAUAAUGUUAUUAUGGUUUUUUGGGACCUAAAAUAAAAAUUCAAUAAAGGCCUAUGUUUCUUUCUUUUAAAAACAUUUUUUUUCUUUGACUUUCUCUCAUUAUAGUUCUGAUGGGAAUUGUGGUAGCCCUGAAAGAUUGUUGAGAAGGAAAUAUUUGCACUGUAGUGCUGCCAUAGAAACAAGAUAAGAUUGUACUGGGCGUCACACCGAAUUUUCACCUUGGAAACGUAUUUCUGUCGAUCACUGGUGCAUGUCUGCGUCAGUUUUCAUGGUUCAUGCCGGUCUGAACACAUUUAUGGAGUAGAUGCUCUUAUCAAAGAUGUUGAUGUUAGUACCUUGUUCUACCAGUGGAGCAACAAGAAUAUACAGAACCA
Molecule: messenger RNA, 6945 nt
Organism: Clupea harengus (Atlantic herring)
Lineage: Eukaryota; Metazoa; Chordata; Actinopteri; Clupeiformes; Clupeidae
Gene: chd4a
Product: chromodomain helicase DNA binding protein 4a
Biological process (GO): chromatin remodeling
Cellular component (GO): NuRD complex; chromatin; nucleus
Molecular function (GO): DNA binding; ATP binding; ATP hydrolysis activity
Source: RefSeq, a predicted model, not a curated record